GUCAAGAUGGCGUCAAUGUAAAUAAGUGAAGAUUUGGGAUUUGUGUAAUUUUAGUCUCUGUAUCAGAGAAGCCGAGCUUUCACGGAAAUAUGUGCAGAUAAGCUGAGCUGGACAUGGAGUGUUUCGGGUGUUCCAUCCAGCUGAGGAAACUUCUCUGGAAUAUUCCUCCAAGAAGGACUUUUCUCACUUCUUGUGUUAGCUGUGAAGGUUCACGUAGUUAGCCUAGCCGGGCACCGGGUUAGCAUAGCGAGCUAGCUAAGUGUCAUAAAUCAAAACUAAACUUCUUAAACUAACUUCUAUUAGUUAGGCUAGGUUUAGAUAGAUAUAUUGUCUAGUAGUCGUGGUUUACUCUAUUUUUAGUCUUUUCAAAAUACUUUGUCUAGAUUUUAUUUAAAGCUUGAGGUUGUUGCUUGAUAGUUGUGUUUAAUUGUUCCUUGACAGACUAAAGGUUUACUGUUAAAGUGCUUUACUAAAUUAAAGGAGAAAGUUAAGAGAAGGAAACACCAAAGGUUCUCAUGGUCGGUGGAAGGAAAUUUCAUUUUCUUUAAUGAGUAAAAUAAGGUUAGUUGUAGGAGAGAAUCCCAGCUCCAGCUGUCUGGUCAUGGUGCUGCUGCUGCUUCUUGCUGUCUUUACUGGCAUUUUGUGUGAAGUUUCUGCUGCUCAAGAUGGCCAGGCCAUGUCUUUUGAGGAAAAGUCUAAAAUCAGGGAACAAAUUUUGGAGAUGUUCGAUCAUGCUUAUGGCAGUUACAUGAAAUAUGCAUACCCAGCUGACGAGUUGAUGCCGCUGAGCUGCAGAGGGAGGGUUCGAGGGCUGGAGCCGAAUCGUGGCGACAUUGAUGACUCUCUGGGAAAGUUCUCUUUGACACUGAUUGACACCUUAGACACACUAGCGCUGUUGAACAGGAUGGAGGAGUUUGAAGAGGCUGUGAAGAAAACCAUCACAGAUGUUAGACUGGACAACGAUAUAGUGGUGUCUGUUUUCGAAACCAAUAUCCGUGUCCUGGGGGGACUGUUAGGGGCGCAUGUGAUGGCUGACCUGCUAAAGCAGCGGGGAGAGAGGAUGCAGUGGUACAGAGAUGAGCUGCUGCACAUGGCCAAAGACCUUGGCUACCGCUUACUGCCUGCCUUUAACACCACAAGUGGCCUUCCGUAUCCAAGGGUGAACUUGCGCUAUGGGGUUCUCAGCCCUCUGUCCCGUACAGGCACUGAGACGGACACCUGCACAGCCUGUGCUGGGACCAUGAUCUUAGAGUUUGCCGCUCUAAGCCGACUCUCAGGGGAAUCCGUGUUUGAGGAACAUGCACGAAAAGCUCUGGAUGUCCUCUGGGAGAAAAGGCAAAGAGGAAGUAACCUUGUUGGGACGGUUAUCAACAUCCAUAAUGGGGAUUGGGUCCGCCGUGAUAGUGGUGUCGGAGCCGGAAUAGACUCUUACUACGAAUACUUAAUGAAGGCGUAUAUUCUGCUAGGAGACAACGUAUACCUCGAGAGGUUUAAUACUCACUACAGUGCCAUAAUGAAAUAUAUAAGCCAGCCUCCUCUGCUGCUCAGCGUGCACAUGCACAACCCCACGGUGAACGUGCGCAGCUGGAUGGACUCCCUGCUGGCCUUCUUUCCUGGACUGCAGGUUCUAAGGGGAGAUCUGAAGCCUGCUAUAGAGACCCAUGAGAUGCUUUAUCAAGUCACCAAACAGCACAAGUUUCUUCCUGAGGCUUUCACCACUGAGUUCAAAGUUCACUGGGGUCAGCACCCUCUGCGGCCAGAGUUUGCAGAGAGCACGUACUUUCUUUACAAGGCUACAGGUGACCCGUAUUACCUCAAAGUGGGCCAGUCUAUAGUUGAGAAGCUGAACACUCAUGCACGGGUCCCCUGUGGCUUUGCUGCAGUGCAGGACGUAAGAACAGGGACACAUGAGGACAGGAUGGACUCCUUCUUCCUGGCUGAGAUGUUUAAGUACCUCUAUUUGCUCUUCUCUGAGAAGAGUCAUUUGCCUUUCGAUAUCGAUGACUAUAUCUUCACCACUGAGGCUCAUCUGCUCCCAGUCUCUCUGUCUAAUGCCAAGACGCCCUGUAAAGGCAACAACACGGGCCCUACCACUGCUCUGGUGGAGGACAUGUUUACAUAUGCGUGCCCCAGUGCUCAGACCCUGUUCCCUAAUAACCCCUCCUUCGCAAAGACAAUCAGGGACCGUUACAAAUACCUCACAGGGGUCGGCAGGCCACCCCAUAUCUCCUCUUUCAGGGGGAUCGAGCUGCCUCUUCAUGAUACUGGAAUUGAGCCGGUUGAGUUCCUGAAAAGCAUGGGCAUCUCUCUUACCCCUCUUGCAGAAAUGGCAGCAGCCGGAAGUGGAUUGGUCACCCAUGACACUGAGAAAGGUGUGUUUAGAGUAAAGCUGGUUGCCGAGGUCAGCCAUAUAUCUGAAGAAGAGGAGGUGUUGCCACUUGUCGUGCAGCUCAUCUCCCCUCCUUAUUUGGGGAGAACAGUCUUAACGGCGGGACCAGCUAAAUUUGGAAUGGACCUCUUCAAGCAAGAGCAUGGGGUUAAAGGAAGUAUAGUAAAGAGCAUUCCAUACACAGCAUGUGGACACAUCGAGAAUGCGUUGGAGCUGCAGGGCCACAUAGCUUUAGCUCUGAGGGGAGGCUGCAUGUUUGCUGCUAAAGCUCGACGGUUACAGCAGGCAGGAGCCAUUGGAGUCAUCUUUAUAGACCAGCGUGAGGACAGCAGCAGUGCUGAGACCCCUCUGUUCCAGAUGGUGGGCGAUGGGGAGUCUACAGAGGACAUCAAGGUGCCGCUGGUCUUCCUGUUCAGCCGAGAAGGGGCCAUUCUCACCGCUGCCCUGCAGGAGCACCACAAUGUAGAUGUCCUCCUUCUGCCUAAGGAGAGACAGCUGGGGAAAGAAAAAACAGAAAAAGUGAACAUCAAGUUCCGCCUAGCCAAAGAGGAUGAACAUGAGGACACGGCAGGAGAGAGAAGUACCAUCAGACUAGUGCUGGAAGGAAAGAUGGAGCCUGAGGUACAGCCUGAGCAAAACCCAGUGUCCCAAUCCCAGUGCACUGUGUCCUCUGAAGGGGAAAACCAGCAGUCCUGCAAUCUACAGCAGAAAAACCUCGAGAGUGCCCCAUGAUGCUAAAAUCAAAUUAAUACCUUAAAACGGCCUCUUCGUUAAUGCCCGGGCUGCUCCUCGCCUGUGGCUGAUUCAGGAUCAGAGACUACAGAAAGACCUGGUCCCAACUCAUCGACUUUAGUAUACACAGAGUCUAACAUGGACCGGACCGGGUUCUCCUCUCUCAUAUUGAAGAAUGAGGUUGACUCAUGUAACUUUGUAGUUACCGGGACAAUUUAUGGUAUAGAGCAAGUAGGAGCGGUAUGCAAAUCUAUAGUCUUUCUUAUCCACUGCCAUGAUUUACAUGUACUGUAGUGAUUGGAAUUGAUUCAUCUGAGUGAUUAACAGGUGGGGGGGGAAAUGGUUAAGAGGAGCACAGAGGCCGUGAGCUACAGUAGGGCACACUCAGGCCACAACACUAUUUGUUUUCAUUAGCAUUUAUUAAUUAUUGUCUUUUUUUUUGUCAAUCAAGUGACUUUAAAAGGAGUUUAAUGGGAACAAUAAUUUGUUUGUUCAGUAUUCUUUAAAUGUUUACUCAUUAUAAUUAAGACACUUGAAAUCCAUGCCAUGACUCAGGUCGCCUCUGACCAAACCAGAAUUUUCAGUGUUGAAUAUUUCAAUAUUAUGUUAAAUAUUGGGAACAUAAUGGUUACACAGGGCAGAAUGAACGUCGGUUCAACCAUAUAUAUAUAUAUAUAUUUUUUUUUUCAAUACUAAAAUCAGGGAAAUUAAAGUGCUAAGACUUGAACAUGUGGAUGUCCGUAUGCAUGCAUGACGUCAUGGUGUGUAUAUGUAAAGACUUCAAUGUUCUUACCUUAUUGUCUACCCUUGUGCCAGCGCUUGGUUUGUGUGUCAUUGCCCAUCGUUCAUGCACCACAGAUGCAUUCGUUCCUUGUCACAGAAUGAAUAAUGAUAGACGUUUCUGAUGUUCAGGAAAAUCGAUAAUGUUUCUCUCAUUUGUAGCAGAUUUCAGAAUUACACCUUCUAUCCAUAUCUUUUAAAUGUUCUCAAACACUAAUCUGACUAUUACGUUGAUGAGACCUAGAAGUACACAACUAAAAUCUGUAAAGAUAAAAAAAAUAAUCUUUACUUAAAAAGGUCUGGUUCUGGUGGUGAGUAAUGUUUUAAUUAUUAUUAUUGUUUUAUUUAUGGCUAUAAUUAAGACUAUUUAAAGCUGAAAUGUUUCUUUAAGUAUUUAAUUUUCUCUGCUGAAACAAAGUCGUGUCCAAAUCCAGAUCACAUUCUCCUAGGGAACGACACACGGUCUGGACGACAGGAGUCGAUUAUUCGUUUACCAUUCAGCAGCUUUUAUAAUUACACAGAGAACGGUCCUGCAUUAACAAUAGCUGCGUUUGAUUGUGUACAAACAUGCAUGUGUGAAACUGAAAACGGAAUAAGAUCAAGUUUGUACAUUUUGGAAGUAAUACGUGUCCACUGUCUUGAUUGUAACACAAAAAAAGCAGAAAUUGUGUUUAAAUACAUGAAGGCAAUAGCCUUUCUUGUUUCCUGCCUACCUGAGAAUACAAUACUACACCACCA
Messenger RNA from Clarias gariepinus (North African catfish), 4639 nucleotides. Its product is annotated as ER degradation-enhancing alpha-mannosidase-like protein 3. The record is from RefSeq and is a predicted model, not a curated record. The transcript has 20 exons. Lineage: Eukaryota; Metazoa; Chordata; Actinopteri; Siluriformes; Clariidae. The coding region runs from base 548 to 3121 and encodes 857 amino acids. Gene Ontology annotation, cellular component: endoplasmic reticulum; membrane. Gene Ontology annotation, molecular function: mannosyl-oligosaccharide 1,2-alpha-mannosidase activity; calcium ion binding. Gene Ontology annotation, biological process: endoplasmic reticulum mannose trimming; mannose trimming involved in glycoprotein ERAD pathway; carbohydrate metabolic process.